AUGAAUUCUUAUAAUUAUAAACAAGAUCAAGUAACUAAUUCACUAAAUAAUCAACAAUUGCAACAACAACAACAACAUAAUGAUUUACAACAAUCAAAUUAUCAAAAUCAACAAUCAAUACUGGGACAACAACAUAAUAUAAAUGAAUAUAAUAUGCAGGAUCAGAAUUUAUCUUUACAACAAGGACAACAACAACCUAAUUAUCAAUUUCAAAAUCAAAAUCAAAAUCAACAGUAUAUACCUCAAACUGAUUAUAUAAAUCAACAACAUCAACAACAACAAAACCAAAUACCUAUUAAACAAUUUAAUCAAAAUCAAGGAGGAGUUCAAUUCACAAAUACAAAUCAAACUUAUUCAAAUCAAUAUCAACAGAACACCGUCGUACAACAACCUUAUUCUAUAAAACAAGAUGGGUUGAAUAUACAACCACAAAGGUCACAAACUAAUAAUAGAAAUUAUAAUACAUUAACAAAUCAACAAGCAAAUAUACCUUUUUAUAAUAAACAAAUGCAACAACAACAAAAUCAAAAUCAAGCAGAUUUAUCGGUUAUGCAACAACAAAAUUAUAAUUAUGAUUAUCCGCAACAACAACAACAACAACAACCACCACCACAACAGAAUUAUCAACCUCAAUAUCAACAACCAACCACCGCAUUACCUAUAAAUCAACCCUCCUAUAAUCAACAAAAUUAUUUACAACCAUUGUCAGAACUGAUUCAAGAAUCAGUACCACCAGCACCACCACAAGAAGAAGAAAAACCAAAACGAACAAGAAGUAAAAGAUCAAGAAGUUCAAAUUCAAUAUCAUCAACAUCAAUUCCACCAGAAAAUGAAUUAAAACAAUUGGCAAAAUCAAAAUUAAAUAUACCAUUAUCAGAAUUAGCUUAUAAGAUUAAACAACUCGAGAAUCAAGAAAAUCCUCAAUUAACAAUUGCAAGUUCUUCAUCAUCAAAUCCAAUACCUGCUACAACUUCACAAGAAAAUAUAGAAAGUAAUAGAGAAACUCAAAGACUGAUUUUUGGAAUGGUUUGGCUUUUAAAUUCUUGUGAAAUUUCUCCAACUGCUGUUAUUCCACGUAAUAGAAUUUAUGCAAGAUAUGUACAAAUAUGUGCUGAUAAUAGUUUAUCACCUUUAUCACCUGCAAGUUUUGGUAAAUUAGUUAAAAUAUUAUACCCCAAUAUAACAACAAGAAGAUUAGGAAUGAGAGGUCAACUGAAAUAUCAUUAUUGUGGAGUUAAAUUGAAAGGAGAUCAAAAUAUGCAACUGCAACUACAACAACAACAGCAACAACAACAAAAUCAACCACUGUUAUUACAACAACCACAGUUAAUGAGUGGGUUUAUGGGUUCUGUUGAUUCUCCCAUAUCAUCAGCAAAUUCAUCAAUAAGUUAUGAUGAUUCUCCGAGAUCACUAUCACAAAUAAAUACUCCUUCAUUUACUCCAAUUAAUUCACCUUCAAUAACAUGUUCAUCAUCAACUUCAUCUUUUAAUUUAGCUGAUCAGUUACCACUGGUUUCUCAUAUGAAAUAUAUACCAGAUUUAUUUAAAUCAUUAAAUAAUGAAUUGGUGGCACCUGAUUCAAAUCCUUAUGUUCCCAUUGAAUUACCAUCUAUAUAUCCAUACUUACCAAAACAAUCAGAUCGUGAUAUUGCAGAUACAUUAUAUUCAUUAUAUAAAGUUCAUGUGAAUUCAAUAUUUGAAUCCUUAAGAUUUAUGCAAUUAAAGAAAUUGUUUUCAAGUUUCAAUCAAUUUAAUACCAUAUUGACUAUACCAGUUUAUAAAUUAUAUACAAGUGAUUCAUUAUUAGAAUGGAUUCAAGCAUGUGAUUUAAUAAUGUAUAAAAAAAUGAUUAGAAUGUUAAGUAAAUUAAGUUUACAAAUAAUGAUACCACAGGAAAAUAUCAACCAAUUGAAAAUAAUUUCAUUAAAUUAUUUAAAAACAUUAUCCAACACUAUAAUUAAUCCUAAAAAUUCCAAAAAUUUUAUAAUAAUGAAAUUAAAAAUGGGUAAACAUUUUAUUAAUUUAUUAAAUAGAUUAAUUAAAAUUAUAGAAACUGGAAUAACUGCUUCCAAAAUAUUGGUAGAUACAAAUGAAAAACAAUCAAUGUUAAAUGAUUGGAUGAAAUUAGACCUUACUGAAAUAAUAUCAAGAGAAAUUCCAUGUAAUGAAACAAAUAUAAGUACUUUAAAUUAUAUAAUGAAUAAUGAAAUAUUUGAAAUCCUAACAAAAUCAAUGUCAAUUAAUAAUUCACAAAUUUUAAUUCAAUUUUUUGCAGAUUUUUUAAAUAAUUUACCAUCAAAAUUUUCAAAUAUAAAUUCAAGAUUGUUCUUAUUAUUAACUUCAAAUUUUUUAACUACUUGUUUGAGAGAAAUUUCAUUAGUUAGUGGAGAAGGUUUUGGUGCUUGGUGGAUAGUUAGAUGUUGGAUAGAUGAAUAUUUAGCUUGGAUAAUGGAAUUAGGUGGGUUUUUCCAAGAUGAUUUAAAACUACAAUCAGAAUCUUUAGGUGGUGGUGGAACAAUCCCUCAACAACAACAACAACAACAACAACAACAACAACAAGAGUUCACAAGCACCACCGACCAAGGUGAUAAUUCUUUUGGUGCAAUUGACUUGUUGGAAACUUCAUUUGAAUUUGAAAAAUUACCACAGUCUCAACAUGAUCAACUGGAUGCGACAUCUCAACAAACUAAGCAAUUGACUGAUGCUUUAAACUUUGAUCCUACUGUUAGUAAUUUAUUAGGAUAA
Molecule: messenger RNA, 2745 nt
Organism: Lodderomyces jiufengensis
Lineage: Eukaryota; Fungi; Ascomycota; Pichiomycetes; Serinales; Debaryomycetaceae
Gene: RFX1
Product: Rfx1p
Exons: 1
Coding region: 1-2745 (914 amino acids)
Biological process (GO): regulation of transcription by RNA polymerase II
Molecular function (GO): DNA-binding transcription factor activity, RNA polymerase II-specific; RNA polymerase II cis-regulatory region sequence-specific DNA binding
Source: RefSeq, a predicted model, not a curated record